CACACCUCCGUGGGCGGGGCCAGGGCAGCCUGGGCAGGAAGGGUAUAAAGCCAGUAGGAUUCCAGUUUCACUACAUCAGGAGACAGCAGGUAGGAGAAGACGCCACAGACGGAACAGACCAUAUACUACUGUAGUGUACCUUUACAAGGAGCCAUGGUGAAGUGUGUAGCCGUAAUUCUGUCAGGGUGUGGAGUCUAUGAUGGGACUGAGAUCCACGAGGCGUCAGCUGUACUGGUCCACCUCAGCAGGGCUGGAGCUAAGGUCCAGAUGUUUGCCCCCAACGUGGACCAAAUGCAUGUAGUGAACCACUGUGAGGGGAAACCCACAGCUGAGAAACGCAACGUCCUGGAGGAGAGUGCUCGAAUCGCCCGCGGCGAUGUGUCUGACCUUGCCAAGCUAGAGAUCACCGCCUUCGACGCCCUCGUUAUCCCAGGCGGUUUUGGCGUGGCUAAAAAUCUGUCUGACUGGGCUGUGAAGGGGAAGGAGUUCACGGUUCAACCCCAGGUAGAGAAGCUGAUUAAGGGGUUCCACGCUGCAGGCAAGCCCCUGGCUAUGUGCUGCAUCUCCCCUGUCCUAGCUGCUAAGGCCCUGCCGGGGUGUGAGAUCACCGUGGGACAGGACAAGGUGUGUGAGAGAUGGCCCCAUGCCCAGACGGCAACUUCCAUGAAGGAGCUGGGCUGUAAACACGUGAAUAAGAAAGUGGGGGAGGUCCACAUCGAUGUGAAGAACAAGCUGGUCACCUCCUCCGCCUUCAUGUGUAACGCUCCCAUACACGAGGUGUUUGACGGGGUGGGUGUCAUGGUUACAGAACUGCUCAAACUGGCCUAGGACACGUCUGAGAUUCAGAAUACUGAUUAGCUGUGCUUCUCAAAAGGCACCCUGUUCCCUUUAUAGUGCUGAUGUGACCUUCCCAAAAGGCACCUUGUUCCCUUUAUAGUGCUGAUGUGAUCUUCUCAAAAGGCACCCUGUUCCCUUUAUAGUGCUGAUGUGAUCUUCUCAAAAGACACCCUGUUCCCUUUAUAGUGCUGAUGUGAUCUUCCCAAAAGACACCCUGUUCCCUUUAUAGUGCUGAUGUGAUCUUCCCAAAAGACACCCUGUUCCCUUUAUAGUGCUGAUGUGAUCUUCUCAAAAGGCGGGAAUCGGGAGCCAUUUGGGAAGUGAUCUCACAAUCAUGUUUGUUGUUGUUGUUGUUGUUUGUUUACCUGGAGACCCUCCUGAUCGGAAUGUAAUGGACACACAGAAGAACCAGAAGAAGAUAGUGCUUCUGUUGCUUCAUCUGUCUGACUGUGGGAUGACUUGUGUUUUUAUCAACAUCGUAAUAAAAGUAAAACCAAAUUCUGGAA
This is a messenger RNA of Oncorhynchus tshawytscha (Chinook salmon), 1343 nucleotides long. Its product is annotated as glutamine amidotransferase-like class 1 domain-containing protein 3A, mitochondrial. NCBI's taxonomy places the organism in Eukaryota, Metazoa, Chordata, Actinopteri, Salmoniformes, Salmonidae. Bases 154 to 828 code for a protein of 224 amino acids. The transcript is spliced from 5 exons. The record is from RefSeq and is a predicted model, not a curated record.